AUGUUGAACCAAUAUUUUCUCAAUAUCAGUGUGCUGGUCUUUACAUUUCAUCUCAGCGCACUCUUCGUGACAUCAUGGCAUUGUCGCGGUUCAUAUACACCACACAUAGGGAAUCAAGCGCUCUGCCAGCCCGAUUUAGUAAACAGAACUCUAAAAAUUUGUACCGGUACCAGCUGUUCGAACAAGGCUACGAACACAGGAUUUGUUUUAAUGAAGAACUGUAUAUGGAACGACAGGCCGAAUGUCAGGGGCACAAGCCAACAACAAUGCGUAAGUUACGAUUGGGAUACUGAUGAGGGGGCGGACGGCCAAGGCGCCUACGCUUGCACCAACAAUGGUAAACAUAACUAUCUCUGCGAUGUAGACCCAAAAACAACAGGAGUUAUAACCUGUGAUGAUUGUCAGCCAUGA
This is a messenger RNA of Melampsora larici-populina 98AG31, 411 nucleotides long. RefSeq lists its product as uncharacterized. The record is from RefSeq and is a predicted model, not a curated record. The coding region runs from base 1 to 411 and encodes 136 amino acids. NCBI's taxonomy places the organism in Eukaryota, Fungi, Basidiomycota, Pucciniomycetes, Pucciniales, Melampsoraceae. The transcript is spliced from 5 exons.